Molecule: messenger RNA, 1550 nt
Organism: Triticum aestivum (bread wheat)
Lineage: Eukaryota; Viridiplantae; Streptophyta; Magnoliopsida; Poales; Poaceae
Product: PLASMODESMATA CALLOSE-BINDING PROTEIN 2
Exons: 4
Coding region: 395-1252 (285 amino acids)
Source: RefSeq, a predicted model, not a curated record
AUCCAUCGACCCUCGGGCUUGUUCGGGAGCAGAGACCGAGCUCUUGAUCUUGAGGGAGGAAGACAGCCAUGGCUCGUUUUCUUAGGCCGUCCAACUGCAUUGCCUACCUUCUCCUCCUCCUUGCCUUCUGCUGCUGCGGUAUGACAUGACAGAGAUGUUUUGGUGCGAAAGGCUGUGCUGGCAUUUGAACGAACCCAAAUCUGGAUGCUGCAUGUAGAAUUGGGAGUGCAUCCACGGAAAGAAAGUUGACUUGACAUGUGUCAGUAACAUUUCGCAAAUCUUUUCACCUCACACGUUUCUUCUUCUUUUCAUCCCUGCAGGAACAGAACAGCGGAGAGUGGAAGCAUCCAACCGACUCACCCAACACCCAAGGAUCCUGACCACCGUCUCGGUGAUGAAACCAUCGUACCCCACGAUCACCACGCCCACUUCCGCAUCCUACGCUAUGCCGGCGUCCUCCAGGUUCCCGUCGCUGGCGGAUGCGAACGACGGCGGUGACGUCGGCGGAGGUGGCAUUGGCGGUGGCGGUGCUGCUGGUGGUGCCACCGGCGGUGGUGGUACUACUGGCGGUGGCGUGGGCGGCGGCGGUGCUACGGGCGGGGGAGCUGUCGGUGGCGUGGGCGGCGGCGGUGCUGCUGGAGGCAUCGGCGGUGGCGGUGGCGGUGGGGGUGGCGGGACGUGGUGCGUGGCGAGCCAGAGCGCGAGCACGUCCGCGCUGCAGGUGGCGCUGGACUAUGCGUGCGGCUACAGCGGCGUAGACUGCUCGGCCAUCCAGACAGGUGGGAGCUGCUUCAACCCGGAUACCAUCCACGACCAUGCGUCCUACGCCUUCAACAGCUACUACCAGAAGAACCCUCUCCCCACCAGCUGCGACUUUGGCGGCACGGCCACCAUCACCACCACCGAUCCCAGUUCAGGGUCGUGCCAGUAUCCAGCGUCAAGCGGCGGCGCUCAAGGGACCAUGCCCCCGCCAUCACCGACCACUCUGACGCCGACCACGCCGAUGACUCCGACGCCGAUGACCCCAUUCACCCCGACGCCAAUGACGCCGGACACCCCUAGCACCGGGACGCCUAUGUACGGAUCAAACUCGCCACCGGACUUCGGGUCGAUGUCCCCUCCAGGCCCAGGAUCAAACUCACCUCCGGACUACAGCGACGUCGGCGGCGCCCCGGCGACGGCGAUGGGCAGGGCAACGCUGGCUCUCGUCUCCAUCCUUGCCGCGACGCUAUCGAUGAGCCUCGCCACAUGAGGCGAUACACGCGUCUCGAGAUGGCAAUCCUAUGCAGCAGUCAAAGAAGCGCGCGCCGUUGGAUGCUGGGAUGCGCACGCACGGUUGCACCGCAGAACAGAAACCUCCCUGCCGCGAAACCUUGCACAAAGCAGAGGUGCCCCAUUUGUUUAGUAGUAUCUUCACAACUCUGAAGCAUGCAUGCUGAUGCAGCUGCUUCUAGCGUCGCCACUGCUCUGCUCUAGUGGGGGGCAGCAGAUGUUUAUAUAUCCGAUUAUACUAUUGUAUUUAGAAAUUUAUGAGCAAUUUCAUUUCCUUA